Molecule: messenger RNA, 795 nt
Organism: Phycomyces blakesleeanus NRRL 1555(-)
Lineage: Eukaryota; Fungi; Mucoromycota; Mucoromycetes; Mucorales; Phycomycetaceae
Exons: 2
Coding region: 1-795 (264 amino acids)
Source: RefSeq, a predicted model, not a curated record
AUGUCAUAUAUCGACGCGGCCAUAGCACCUAACAAACAUGUUCAAGUACCUGUUGUCUUAUUCUCGAACUUGUCGACAUCUUCGAAUCGCGUCUGGCGCGAAAUGUCAUUCCCCAAAAAAAAACCGCUCAUCCACGAAAUGCAUCUCACCAGUUCCGCCAUCUGUACUGACAUCUGCACCAAAGGCUUCCCAGUAGGGGAUCAGACGUACUUCCCCUCUAUGGGUAUUGCCCCAGGCACAACAAUCUUGCGUAUAUCUCUCACUCAGCUUCCCUUCCUUCCUCGCCCUCUGCUCGAAGAGACUAUCAAAACAGCCUUGGCCGCGUAUGGCACUGUCCGCGAAGUCGGUUUGCACCUCAGAUCUGGUUUCUUCGAUGGAUCCGGUUUUGCUUACCUUGAACGACCUCUCCGCCCCGACCUCACCCUUGCAAAACUCUCAUACAAGAUCCCGUACAAUGGUGGCUUGUGCUUUUUAGGUACCUGGAAACAGAUGGGGCACCACUGUAACUAUUGUAAGGAUAUGGGACAUGAUAUUGAAAACUACCCAGAACACCCCAAAGACUCCCGACGAUGCUUCACUUGCGACCAGACUGAUCACUUGCAACCUGUCCACCCUAAAGCACCACCAGUGGAUGUCAGCUCCUUCAAGAAAACCCGCAAGGUAACGGCGAAACUGGAAUCCCGCGCUCAACCACCCAAGACUACCCCCGUUGAGGCUCUCAAGGAACCGACCGAGAAGUUGACCGCCUCACAAGAUGUAGCGACGAUGGCACCAAAGACUUCCAGCAUGGACUAG